This is a messenger RNA of Xenopus tropicalis (tropical clawed frog), 885 nucleotides long. It is a transcript of the gene zdhhc15bl, whose product is annotated as zDHHC palmitoyltransferase 15b like. The record is from RefSeq and is a predicted model, not a curated record. Gene Ontology annotation, molecular function: acyltransferase activity; protein-cysteine S-palmitoyltransferase activity; palmitoyltransferase activity. Gene Ontology annotation, cellular component: membrane. NCBI's taxonomy places the organism in Eukaryota, Metazoa, Chordata, Amphibia, Anura, Pipidae.
AUGCCACUGACAAUCUUGCAACGACUGUACGCAUGGAUUCCAGUUUUUCUGGUUGCAGUCAUGUUUGUUGGUUCAUAUUAUAUUUUCGUUGUGGAACUGUGCUUUUAUACCGUCACUUCCAUAGCGGAAAGAGUGACAUUCCUGGUCAUUUAUUAUAUUCUUUUUGCAAUGUUCUUAUGGAGCUAUAUUGUGACCGCUUCCACACACCCUGCUACGCCACCAAAACAUUUUCACUUUUUGAAGCGUAUGAAGGAGCUAAGAACAUUAGGAAAUAGAACAGAAGAAUUAGGGCACACAAUUAAAAAACAUCCCAUCCACACAAUGACACAUGAAGGAAAUAUCCGGCUUUGUGAAAAAUGCCUGCUGAUCAAACCAGACCGGUGUCACCACUGCCACGUCUGCAAUACAUGUGUGCUGAAAUAUGACCAUCACUGCCCAUGGCUAAACAACUGCGUGGGAUUUUCAAACUAUAAGACCUUCCUCCUGGUUCUACUUUACGGAUCUCUCUUCGCAUUUGGUUCUACGAUAUCACUUUACUACAUGAUAAUGUUUUGGACUGGAGCAAUUCCAAAUAGUCCUACAAAAAUCCCCAUAUUAGUCAUGUUUUGUAUAUUUACAUUUAUCUUUCUGCUUCUUUUCCCAUUCCAAGUAUUUCAUUGCCACAUUGUUGGAAGAAAUAGGUCCACCACUGAGCAUUGCUAUUCUUCCUUAAAUAUAAAUGGAGUGAGCAGAGACACCUUCUCUCUUGGCUUCUGGCAGAACAUGAAACAGGUUCUUGGGGAAAAGAAGAAGUGGUGGUUACUCCCUGUUAUUACAAGAUUGGGAGAUGGGUGCUCUUUACCUAUUCAAUAUGAAACCACAGUCUCAAUACCCAAUCAACCCUGA